Drosophila sulfurigaster albostrigata is the source of this 1735-nucleotide messenger RNA. Its product is annotated as fibrinogen-like protein 1. Bases 41 to 1345 code for a protein of 434 amino acids. The record is from RefSeq and is a predicted model, not a curated record. The transcript has 3 exons. Lineage: Eukaryota; Metazoa; Arthropoda; Insecta; Diptera; Drosophilidae.
UCAGUUUCAUCUUUGUUUUAAUCCGAUCGAGACAUUCGAAAUGGGUAGAAUAAAAAUAAACGUAAUUUUAUUAAUAAUCCUCAAACUAUUCUUGGUGGGCACAACAACAGGAGAAGAGACGUACGAGAACGACCGACAAAUAGAAGAACAGUGUCACAGUGAAAUCUAUAAAAGUGUGAAGACUUUGCUAGACUACUUUAAACAAGUUCGUAAUGAGUUAGACCAAAGUGAAAUUAAGGAAAAGCAUAUAAGUGAAAUAAAUGCUGAUCUUAUGGUCAAGUAUCAUGAAAUUGUAGCAAUUCAUGAAAAGCUCAUGAAGGAGGCAUUUCAAUUAGAUGAGUAUAAAAACAAAAUAAUAAGAAAAGAAAACGAUUUGCAAUUGUGUCAAAGUAAAGUUGAUAAAUUAGAAUCUGAGAUUAAUUCACAACAAACAACUAUAAACAAAUUAACCCUACAUGCAAAUUUUCUUGCGAGUUAUGAUGAGUGUAAAAAAGAAUUAUCAGAUAAAUCGAACAAAUUAGAAAUAUGUGAGGUUCAAUUAAAAAAACUGAAUUCUAGUGUUAUUGAAAAAGAUGAGAAAAUUUCUGAAUACUCUGCAGCAAUUCAAGAAAUCACAGAACAUCAGAAAACAAUUAGUUUGAAAUUAGAAGAGAGGCAAACCAUGUUAUUUAAAAAAGAUAAAGACAUUGAAAUAUGCCAUGCAGAAAUUAUUAAAUUAAAUAGGACAUCACAUAAUAAUAAUAAUCCUUCAAGUUGUCUCCCUUUCGGAGAUCAUCCUGGUGUGCAUGAAAUUGAAGUUUCUGGUGUUGGUUCCUUCGAUGUCCUAUGCGAUAGUCAGUUAGCUGGGCUUGGUUGGAUAGUAAUCCAACAGCGAAUUGGUGGAAAAGAGAACUUUACCAGGGAUUGGGCCACAUAUCGCAAAGGUUUCGGUUCAUUGGAUAGUGACUUUUUCCUAGGAUUAGAAAAGAUGUAUCGACUAACGAGUCUGCAGCAAUACGAACUCUACAUUCAUUUGGUUGCCGAAAAUGGCAACAUCUUCUACGCUCGAUACGAUGACUUCAAAAUAUCCGAUGAGGACCAUGGAUACUCACUAAGCUUGGGUAAAUUCAGGGGAAAUAUUAAGGAUGCGAUGAGAAACCACGAAAACAUGAAAUUCUCAACAUUCGAUCGGGAUAAUGACGCUUCUUCUGAUAAUUGUGCAGUUUGGUUUAAUAGUGGUUGGUGGUACAACAGAUGUUCUCAAUGUAACUUAAAUGGAUUAUACGGCAGGAGUCUAUAUUGGUAUGCUGAAACAGUAAAAGAAGCUAAGAUGCUUAUUCGUCCCAAAGAAGACAAAAAUAAGUGAAAAACUGAAAAUUCGAAAUCGGAAUCCUUUUUUUACGAUUUAAAUCGCACUAAAUAUAUGUGGUUAACAGAUUGACAUUAGAAUGUACCAACGAAAGAGAUGAGAUUAUAUUGAUAUUGUUGUAAUGUAUGACAUUUAGAAACAAAUUCAAUUUUAGUUAAGUAAGCUUUACAUCUUCAGAUACUGUCCUAUUCUUAACUUUCGGCAGAGCUGCUAAAGCUACAGUUUACUAAUUUAAUGUCAUUAUUAUUUUGAUUCUUGUUCUUACUUUACAAGUUAACCUUAAAAAAGAGUAAAUCACUUUUAUUUCCUAAUUUUUUACUUACUGAAGUUGAAGAUAAGAAUGUUUUAUUAUUAUUCCGUUUCUGUUAAUAAAAUUGUCAAUAAAAA